CAGCCUGUUUCUGAUUGAACAACAUAGUUACCGACAGACUCCUUCCAGACACCACAACUAGCACUAUAGACCUUUGCAACAUGAAUUUUCUGACCAUGAAAAGCAGCACAGCUUGCCUGUUCUUACUUCAUCUUUCAAGCUGUUACACUGGACCGGUCCGUUCGCCUCGUACGACUGCAGUGAAAUUACAUGAUGUCCUGGCUAACAUCCAAGGAGUGGCUCGCAACGACCAGCCGAGUCAAAUACAAGAUUAUCUUAUUCCAAUUGAAGAGAAUAAUGGAGACUUUUCUGACACCACUAACGAACCUUUCGUACACCAAUUUGCGUUUCAAGACUUUGGCGUUCAAGAACCGGAACGGGUUACCCCUACUUUAACUUACUUCUCUUUGCCUGCUGUUUCUAAUGGUGAGACCGAACAGCCAGCAUUACCAUUGGAUGCCAACGUCAUUCACAGCCACCUACCCAAUUCAGGUUCUAUUGAAACUGAGAUUCUAUCGGAUGUUCAAGAGCCAACACAGAACCUGGAAGAGCCUCAUUCCGGAAUUGUUGGCGAGCAAGAGCCUGUUAGUGAUCAUCUGGUCGUCCUACCGAUAGAAACAACUGAACUCUAUCAUUUACCAACUGUUGCAGUACCUUCUGAUCCAGCGGAGCUGCCUCUAAUGUAUCCACUUGUGCUGCGUGUCCCAAUUGCUCCGUCAGCCGCAUCCGCUACUAUUGCCCAUUCGCCUCAGGAAACAAUAUUACCGUUCACGACAGAGAAAGUGGAAAUCAGUUCCUCACCUGAAGCUCUGUAUCAUUCAUCAGCCACUUCUGGACCGAAGCAAUGGAUCAGUGUCGACGCUCUUCCGCUGGACUUGGAUCCUAGGGCGCAGACAACAUCGUCCUCCCUAAUCACCGACUCCCAGAUUAUCCAAGUCGAUCAACCCAAAUGUCAAUCAAACAUCUCGUACGAGCUCUUCACUACAGACAAUCCAAAUGGAAAAAAGAGCAACUCUUCCGGUCUUCCGGUCGGAACUCAUCGUUCUAAACUGAGGGAGCUGCGUGUUCCUCCUGUAUCAAACACGAAAGAAAAUUUUGGUGUUCAAAUCAAUUGGGAUGAAUUUAUGUAAUUGUGUUUCAUUCUUUUGUCUGUACUUUUUAAUGUUAUUCUUGGUUUUUAACUAUUUCUAUUUUAUUCAAUUUCAUGGUUCUAAACUAUUGAGAUGCCUCGAAAUGCCUGGAUUAAUAGUUGUAAAAUAUUCAAAUUUCAAAUUCACAAAUUCAAUUAAAGAAAAACAGUGAUAUUACGUUUCAAAUUUUACCCGCGAAAUAAGAGCUACUGAAAUGCUGAAUAGUAAAACCCCCAACGUACUUAAUCGUCUGCUAUCUGAGUGAGUUGAUUAAGUCAGUCAUUCGGUUUCGCACUACUUGUGGUAUUAGCCGUAAGAAAAGAAUCAAUUGCGCUGUAUUUAUUUAUUACUGCACGGCACUGUAGAUGGUUUAACGGGGCAGUUAGCAUUUCAGUCUUGAAAAUGUUCUGGUGUGACACUAACAAGGUGUUCAUUGAAAGGUGACGGCAAUUUUCUCCUUGAGAAACGCUAGGCUGAUAAUACGCCUCCAGUUUUGUUGCCAGGUGUUAAUGUCACUUCAUCAGUUCUUUUGUGGAUGUGAAAGUGGAUGCCAAGGGGUUUCACAGUGGAUAGGAGUGUCAGGAUUGGGUGUUGAGAUAGUUUUUGUUCUCUCCACCACUUCCUUGACUCCGUAGUACCAUCCAUUGAAGCCGGUCAUCAUGCUGCGACGUUUUACUAUCCCACCCAAUCGAACAGACCCAGCAACAUGUCGGAUUGUCCAAAACUAGGCUGAAAAUACUCCCCCAGUUUUAUCGUCAACCUACUCCAUGUGGUAACAUCACAUCAUGAGGUACCACAGGUGGAAGGAUUACUGUAAAGUAGCUGACAAGGUGGAUAACAUGUCAGGAUUGGAUGUUAGUUUUCUGGAGAGUUUUUCCUCGCCACCAUAUCUGUCACUCCAAACCAUCCAUUGAAACUGAAGUAGGCUAGUCAUCAUGGCGCGACAUUUUACCACCCCACCCAUCGAACAGACCCAUCGCCUCAUCCAAAAUCCGUCAGCUGGCUGCUAGCCACCAUCGCGGAGAAUUGCUGAAUUUCAACCGACACCGGGAAAGGACUCGCUCGCUCCCCUUUGUAUUACCUCGAGCGUCUUAUAUGCUCCUCCUCUGCGAUUGGUUGACACCAAGUCGAAACUUCUCAUCGGAUCAAUACGCUGCCGGUUGGAUCGAUCCUUGUCUCGCCCAGCUGUUCUUCUACCCUCCUGCUCGUGUCCCGUCAACUUGUCGGACGUGAAUCUUUCAGUGCCCACCGUGACGGAAGUUUCGUGCCGGUUGCUUGGCGCUGCGCUGGAUCGAUUGGAAUGGUCUGCUGGACGGAGAAGAAGAAGUCAGCAGUUGUCGUGAAUCACUCGGGAAACAACCAGGAUCAAUAAUCGACAGCAAUGCAAGUCCAGCGCAACGCCAAAAAGUGUAAAUUCCAAGAGGAGCCGUCCAGUUAUCGGCCGGAAGUGAAUAAUCAGAUGGAGCCGCCCCCUCUUCCGGCUGAUCCUUGCCCACUCCUCCGUCCUUUCUGUCAUCAGGUGGGAGGCCACACCCAGUUCCUGCAGCUGGAUCAAUCCACCGUCUGCAAGCCUUUGAUCCCGCGGGAGUUGAGUUUCUACCUGAACGCUCCGCCGGACAUCCGCACCUUCACGCCAAAAUGCAAAGGUGUGAUUCAGACGUGGUACCAAGAAGGCCGCCAAUACUGGAGGCGAUUCGCCAUUGAUGAGAUCAGCGUCACGGCCGAACAUUCGGAAAUUUCGUCGCACCAUAACCGCCGACACGACGCCCCGUUGAGGAUAUCCCUGGCUGGCCAUGAAGCCAUUUCCUAUCAUCCGGCCCACACCUACACUGAUGGAUCAUCUCAAUUUUUCAUGAUGCUGGAAAAUGUGGCAUCGGCGUCCAAAUUCCAGAAUCCGUGCGUGCUGGACUUGAAGAUGGGCACCAGGCAGCACGGCGACGACGCUUCCGCCGAGAAACGCACCCGGCAGAUGGCCAAGUGCGCAGCCAGCACUUCCGCCUCGCUCGGACUCCGUCUAUGCGGCAUGAAGGUAUACGAUGCGACGACGGGAAACUUCGUUAGCAGAGACAAAUAUUUUGGCCGGCGGUUGGACGCUGACGGACUACGCAGGGCGCUGGUCCAGUUUUUCGCCAGCGGCGGAUCUCGACGUUCUGAAAUUAUCGACGCCAUUCUCGAUCGACUCCGGCUACUUCGCUUGGCCGUCGAAAAGCAGGAAACGUUUCGUUUCUAUUCGAGUUCCUUGUUGAUUGUCUACGAAGGAUGCGACGAAAAUCCUGAAUUUCUAUCCCAUCCGGACCUCUACUUCCUCAAUCCGGAUGCGGGAAAUGGCCGACGAUCCGACUCUGAUUGCGAGCUGGAUAGGAUACGCGACGAUGACCAUCCAAGUUACAAUCCGGAUAACAGGCUCACUUGUGACUCGCAAUCGCUGAAACGUCAGAAAGUUUCCGGCCUGCAGCAACCCAAACUGGAUUUCGACUCGCUGUCCAUCGCAGACACGUCGAGCGAAUACUUUUUGACGGACAGCUGCUGUGAGACCCAGUCGUUCAGUACGAGCCCAACACAAUCGGUGGACAGCGGACUGGAAUGCUACAUGAUGGAUCAAAGCUCUUCAUCUUCGAGCACCAGCGACUAUAGCAGCUGGACGAGUGUUAGUGGCUAUCAAGCUGGGAUCCAUUUCAAGAGACUGUUGCGGCAUUCAGCGCCUGCCAGGACGAAUUCGACGGGCUACGAAUGUGCUGACAACUCGGCCGACAGCACCGACAGUGGACUCUACUCACUGGCCGGCCAUCCGCAAGGGAAGAAGACGACAGUAUUGAAGCGAUCGGCUACCAUCAGCUACACGGACAGCGAGGAGGACAGCGAAAGUGACAUGACUUGGCAACAUCACCUGGAUGGUCAGCAGCAUCUUUCUCAACCGACGGAACUGUCCGGAUCACCGCCCGGCGAAGAUGAGGGCGAACUGACGCCCGUGUUGGAAGUCAGCCGGACCGAAGAGUUUAGCGACGCUGCCGGCGGAAGCCAAACGCAGAAGAAACGGCGAGUGAUGGAUGAAGACAAGAAACAAGUGCUGCUCGAUGCUGCUGCCAGCAGCAGCAAGCUGGACAAUAACUGCUGGUCGGACUGCGUCGAUGUCCGCAUGAUCGAUUUCGCCCACACAACUUUCUCCGGUUACCUGGGACUGGACGAACGGGUCCACUGGGGACCCGACAACGGAUACCUACUCGGUCUUGAAAAUCUGACGGACAUUUUAAGGGGAUUGCGAGGUUGUAGCUCCUAUGCUUAUCAGAAAAACACCCUAUGCCUUUCAUCUUAACUUGACAUCCUAUCAAGUGUGAUGUUAAACCGACGUACGAGUCCGAUAACCCAUAAUUGACAAGUACAAAUUUUUCUGUGAAACGAUUGUGAUCAUUUGCCGAAGACACUCUUCUUAUACCUCAAGAUCUGUUAAAUCAUAAAUUUCCAGGCUUGUCUACAAUAAGAGACUAAUUCGAAAGUAAAUGGAGAUGUGAGCUCCGCUAUUUCGUUUCAUUACUUUCAGAGUGGAUCGAUUUGACACUAUUGUUUCACGGAACGAAAACGUAUUUGCGUAAUUUGACUAAAUGUACAUAAUAUUUUACUCCAUCUAAAGUGAAAAUGUAAAAUAAAACGCUGAAAUGAAAUC
This is a messenger RNA of Daphnia pulicaria, 4770 nucleotides long. RefSeq lists its product as uncharacterized. Bases 2491 to 4422 code for a protein of 643 amino acids. Lineage: Eukaryota; Metazoa; Arthropoda; Branchiopoda; Diplostraca; Daphniidae. Gene Ontology annotation, cellular component: nucleus; cytoplasm. Gene Ontology annotation, biological process: inositol phosphate biosynthetic process; phosphatidylinositol phosphate biosynthetic process. Gene Ontology annotation, molecular function: inositol hexakisphosphate kinase activity. The transcript has 18 exons. The record is from RefSeq and is a predicted model, not a curated record.